AUGGAAAAGGUAACCGGUAAUGUACCUAUUCGUAUAAAUAAGAUUAUAAGUAAGAUCAUCGGUCAUCAAGAAACAGAUAACGAAAAAAACAGCUGUGGUAACAACGAAGGAAGAAGCCGUGGAGCUAGUGGCGAAGAAGACGGUGGAGAUUCACGCGAGUCGGAAAAUGACAGUUCCUCGAGAAUCAGUGCUGGUAACAUAUUAUCGGAGAUGGGUAUCGAAUCGUAUUCUGGACCAGAGCACGAAAAUUUCGUAACGCCAAUAAGUCGCAAAUACACCUAUGACGAUUGGCCUCUGGGAGAUAUAAUGCUCCCCAAAAAACUGAUAGCUGCUGGAUUCUUUUAUUCGGGUAAACCUCUUUAGACAAAAUAGACAGUCGUGAGGCUUAGUAAAUACAUAACAUUUAUUUUCGGAUCGAAGCAUCGCUAUUGAUACCAAUCUUCCGUUUUCAGGGUACGGCGACCACGUAAAUUGUUUCCACUGUGGUGUUGGUAUCCGCAAUUGGGAAAAGGGUGAUGACCCAUGGACACAACACGCUAUGUGGAAUCCUGAGUGUCAUUAUGUUCGAACCUUAAUGGGACAAACAUUUAUCGAUACGGCAAAGACGGUCAAGAAUGUGCUUUUUAGAAAACCUACUCGUGAAAGAACUUAUUCUGUAACGGACGAAGAUUGGAAUGCUGUUAUGGGUCUGGAUAUCACCAAAGAUUUGCUGAUAUCACUCUUUCCAGUUGCUGCCGUCAGAGAUUGUGUUCGAGAACAGAUUCUAGUUCAUAAAAUCCCAUUUAUUACCAAACAUGAAGGUCUUUAUUAUGUGAGAGAGAAAAUAGCAGCAUACGGUAAUAUGGAUAUAACCUUAGCAAAAAAGAUCAGCCAUAUGAGCACGGAAUAUAUUCAAAAUUAUCAUGCGGUAUAUUCUGUGAUGUAUUUUUUGAUGGACCUUAAGAGAAUAUUCAUCAUGAAUCAAGAUGUAGAUCGGAAUGUCUCUAUUGAUUUAUUCAAACCGGAUCAGUCAUUAUUUCUGUUCAGACAACCUUCAUAUAACCCUGUCGCAACACCGAUGUAUCAAUAUCGAUUAUCGUUCACUAUUCCGCAUCCAUCUCAUAAUAGCGAUUUUAAAUUUCAGCAGGAAUAUCGUAUAGCAUUAGAGCAACUUAAUAGAGGGCUACCUGUUCAUGUCACGAAUUUAUAUUUCCGGGAGAGGGAUAGCAUCUCCCUCUUUGAUAUAUGGAAUCACUUGAUUCGGCUUUCUAUAAUAAUCAAUGACAACAAUAGGAGUAGUGGCAGCAGUAUUAAUAGUAGUAAUAAUAAUAAUAAUAAUAAUAAUAAUAAUAAUAAUAAUAAUAAUAAUAAUAAUAAUAAUAAUAAUGACGAUGAUGACGAUGAUGAUGAUGAUGAUGAUAAAAAUUCCUAUGAUGUAUUCAGUGUGAUUAGGGAACACCACCAACGCCAGGAAGAUGAAGAAAGAAGUUCUGAAAUAAAAGAGGCUCCUGAUAGUGUAAUUGGCGAUCGAUACUUAUGCAAGAUUUGCUUGAACUCUUGCGUAAAAACGGUUACUCUUCCCUGUCGUCAUAUGUCGUGUUGUGGUAAUUGUAUAGUGACUCAAACAAAGUGUCCUAUUUGUAGAAAGAAGAUUAAAUAUACUCUUGAACCCUAUUUAUAAAAUAAAGAAAGAUCUCGCAAUAUCACUAUAUGGUAAUAUAAAGAUUAUGAGAGGUAUACAUAUACACGAGAAUAAGAGAUUUAUUAUUGUAGUGUGUAUUUAGAGAGAAAAAUAAUAUCGUGUAAACUGAAAAUACUACUACUGUCAUUUUAUCGUUAAUAUUCCUUUGUAAACAUGUAGUUCCCUUGUAAUCCUGUAGGCGUAUGAUUUAUUAUUCGAAUAUAAAAUAAUUCUAGGUGUAUAAACGUAUAUAUAUUUCUUUUCAACCUUACCUAUAAACGGUCAUAUGAUCUGUUUACGAUACUGUCAUGUCGCAAAAUAUUCCAUUACACAUCGACGAUCAGCAAUAUCAUGUCGAUUUUAGUGGUAUGACAAGCGAAUAUAAUCGCAGAAUGACAUUUGGGCACGAGUCGUCCUCGUAUGUUAUUAAUCCAAAGAUACUUGCAAAGGCUGGUUUUAUGAGAUGCGGUCUAUCGUCUAAACAAUACAUAGUUUGUGUUAACUGUCAUCUAUAUAUCGACAUAGACACCAUCAUGCCAUGGGACGAUAUU
Molecule: messenger RNA, 2211 nt
Organism: Penaeus monodon (black tiger shrimp)
Lineage: Eukaryota; Metazoa; Arthropoda; Malacostraca; Decapoda; Penaeidae
Product: putative cyclin-H
Exons: 3
Coding region: 539-1660 (373 amino acids)
Biological process (GO): negative regulation of apoptotic process; regulation of cell cycle
Cellular component (GO): cytoplasm; spindle microtubule; nucleus
Molecular function (GO): cysteine-type endopeptidase inhibitor activity involved in apoptotic process
Source: RefSeq, a predicted model, not a curated record